CUUUGCUUUCAGUCUGCUGCACCCCUGACUUACGAGUUCUCACGACAGCGCUGGGAUCCUCGCCCCGACGACGCACCUUUGACCGCAACUUGAGGCCCUGCUGAUCGUUUAACACACACGGCCAGCAGGGCCGAUAGGAGACGGCCUAUAGGGCCUCGUUGUGAGCCGAGCCGGCUCAUCUCGCGCGCCCGCCGGGCUUUUAUAGUAACAGACAGCUGCCAUGAGGAUUAUGAUCAAGGGCGGUGUUUGGAAAAACACCGAGGAUGAAAUCCUCAAGGCGGCAGUGAUGAAGUAUGGGCUCAACCAGUGGGCCCGUAUUUCGUCGCUGCUGGUGCGGAAGUCUGCCAAGCAGUGCAAAGCACGCUGGUACGAGUGGCUGGACCCGGCCAUCAAGAAGACGGAGUGGACGCGCGAGGAGGAUGAGAAGCUGCUGCAUCUGGCAAAGCUGAUGCCGUGCCAGUGGCGCACCAUCGCGCCCAUCGUGGGCCGCACGCCCGCGCAGUGCCUGGACCGAUACGAGCGUCUGCUGGACCAGGCCGUCGCCAAGGACGUCAACUACGAUCCGCGUGAUGACCCGCGGCGGCUGCGGCCGGGUGAGAUUGACCCCAACCCCGAGGCCAAGCCCGCGCGCCCCGACGCGGUGGACAUGGACGAGGACGAGAAGGAGAUGCUCAGCGAGGCACGCGCGCGUCUGGCCAACACACGUGGUAAGAAGGCCAAGCGCAAGGCUCGUGAAAAGCAGCUGGAGGAGGCGCGGCGCUUGGCGCAGCUGCAGAAAAAGCGCGAGCUGAAGGCGGCGGGCAUUGACGUGCGCGCCCGGAACAAGAACUCGCGCGCCGUGGACUACAGCAGCGAGGUCGCCUUCGAGCUCAAGCCGCAGGCCGGCUUUUACUCGACUGCGGAUGAGGAGAAGACCACUCGCUCCAUGCAGCAAGAGUUCCGCCCUGUGACGGUGGAAGAGCUGGAGGGGCGGCGGCGGAAGGACAUUGAGGAGGCGCUGAUCAAGAAGGACGUCAAGCGACAGAAGAUCAACGAGAUGCAUGACGCGCCGAAUGCCGUGGCCAAGCACAUGGGGCUGGACCAGGAGGGGCCGCGCCGCCGCGGCAAGCUCAUGCUGCCCGCGCCGCAGGUGAGCGAGGCGGAGCUGGAGCAGAUCGCCCGCCUGGGCGUGGACGGAGCUCUGGAGGCCAGUGUGUCGGAGGGCGCAGGCGGCGACGCCACGCGCACGCUGCUGGGUCAGUACAACCAGACGCCGGCGGCGCGGCUGGGCAUGGGGCCGGGCGCCACGCCCAUGCGCACGCCGCGCGCGGGCCCUGGUGGCAGCGACCGUAUCAUGGCCGAGGCGGCGGCAUUGGCCAGGCUGCAGGGCAUGGGCACGGUGCUGGAGGGUGGAGAGGCGGGUGUGGACGUGGCGGCUAUGGACUUUGCUGGUGUGACGCCGCGCAACGUGGUUGCCGCCACGCCCAACCCACUCGCCGGAAUGACGCCCUCUGUGCGCGGCGCUGGCGGCGCCACCGGCGCGCGUGUCGUGCCUUCCAUCGCUGGCGUCUCCGCCACGCCCUCCGUCGCUGGCACGCCACUGCGGGCGGGUAGCGGUGGUGUGGGCCCCGGCGCCACGCCGCUCAUUCGCGACGCGCUGGGCCUCAAUGAGGCGGACGCGCUGACGAUGGAGGCAGCGAUGAGCAAGCGCGCGGCGGCGGCGCGGGCAGCGGUGAUGCGCGGCGAGCUGCGGGAGCGGCUGGCGGGGCUUCCGACGCCGCAGAAUGAGUACGCGUUCGAGGUGCCUGAGCUGCCUGAGGCGGAGGAGGAGGCGGAGGACGCCAUGGAGGAGGACCUGGCGGACGUGCGGGCGCGCAAAGCACGGGAGGAGGCAGAGCGCCGCCGCAUUGAGGAGCUCAAGAAGAGCAAGGCUCUGCAGCGGCAGCUGCCCCGCCCGCUCAACCUGGACUCGCUGCCGGCCCCCAAGCCGGCGGCGCCCAGCACUGCGGGCGCUAGCGCGGAGCAGCUGCGGGACCGGGCUGAGGAGCUGGUGGCGGCUGAGAUGCGCGGACUGCUGCAGCACGACGCUGCCAAGUACCCAGUCAAGGAUGGCCGGGACGCCCGCAAGAAGGGCAAGCAGCAGCAUGCGGCUCCGGGCCCGGUGCCGGUGCUGGAGGAGUUUGAGCUGGAGGCGUUGCAGUCGGCGGCUGAGCUGGUGGACAGGGAGGUGGCUUACCUUCGCAGCGCCUGGGACCAUGCCAAGCUGAGCCCGGACGACUACAGCGAGGUGUGGAUGAGCGUGCACCGCGACCUCAUCUACCUGCCAUCGCGCCAGCGCUACGAGCGCGCCGCCAGCGCCACCAACGUGGACCGCAUCGACUCGCUAAAGUCGGAGUUCGACAACGUGCGCGCCGACAUGGAGCGCGAGGCCAAGAAGGCGGCUAAGCUGGAGGGCAAGCUGGGCCUGCUGCUUGGUGGCCUGCAGCGGCGCCAUGGCGAUCUGACAGGCCGCGUGGGCGAGCUGUGGGCGCAGGUGCGCGACGCAGCUCAGGAGUUGGUGUGCUUCAAGGCGCUGCACGAGCGCGAGUUGCGCGCCGCGCCCGAGCGUCUGGAGGCGCUGGGCGAGCUGGUGGACGCUACCAAGCGGCGCGAGGUGGACCUGCAGGAGCGCUUCAAGGCGCUCACCAGGCGCCGGGACGAGCUGGCGGCGGCACUAGCGCAGAAGCGGGCGGCGGCGUCGUGAGGCACGGGCGCGUGAUAGCGGGCGGUGGGGUGUCGGGCGGUAUGGCGAGAGUGGGCAUUUUGGUUUGGUGGGCGUGCGCCAUAGAGCAGCCGGUUGCGGGUGCGUGUUAAGGAAUGCAGCUUGGAAGGCUGUUGUGGCAAUGUGGCCUGGUGUAUGCUCGCCUGAGUGCUGACGGCAAUGCGUUCGGCGGGGUACGGGCAGUUGGACUACUAGGACAUGCAAGGUGCGCCCUGUGCAUGCUGGAGUGUCCUGUAAAUGGCCGAGCGA
Molecule: messenger RNA, 2989 nt
Organism: Chlamydomonas reinhardtii
Lineage: Eukaryota; Viridiplantae; Chlorophyta; Chlorophyceae; Chlamydomonadales; Chlamydomonadaceae
Exons: 13
Coding region: 221-2722 (833 amino acids)
Biological process (GO): mRNA splicing, via spliceosome
Cellular component (GO): spliceosomal complex; Prp19 complex
Source: RefSeq, a predicted model, not a curated record